Messenger RNA from Aspergillus fumigatus Af293, 168 nucleotides. RefSeq lists its product as uncharacterized. The record is from RefSeq and is a predicted model, not a curated record. The coding region runs from base 1 to 168 and encodes 55 amino acids. The transcript has a single exon. Lineage: Eukaryota; Fungi; Ascomycota; Eurotiomycetes; Eurotiales; Aspergillaceae. Gene Ontology annotation, molecular function: ATPase inhibitor activity. Gene Ontology annotation, biological process: negative regulation of ATP-dependent activity. Gene Ontology annotation, cellular component: mitochondrion.
AUGCUCCGCCAAUCCGUCCGUCCCCUCACAACCGCCAACCGCGCUCUCACCCGCUCCUUCUCUGCUCUUGCUCCCAGAAUGGGUGAAGGCGACACUGGUGCUCCUCGUCCUGGCGGCAUUCAGAGCGGGUAUGUCUCUUUUCUCUGUAUCUCUCUUCCUUCGUCUUAA